Magnolia sinica is the source of this 1412-nucleotide messenger RNA. RefSeq names its product short-chain dehydrogenase TIC 32 A, chloroplastic. The transcript is spliced from 8 exons. The coding region runs from base 129 to 1133 and encodes 334 amino acids. The record is from RefSeq and is a predicted model, not a curated record. Lineage: Eukaryota; Viridiplantae; Streptophyta; Magnoliopsida; Magnoliales; Magnoliaceae.
CUCCCCUCUCUCCCUCUCUCUCUCUCUCUCUUUCAUAUAAAUCCUAGCGGUGCGUUGCUUGCCUGCAGACCUCUCGUUCGCUCGCUCGCUUAAAACAAAAAGUCCAGGCAAUAGGAAGAAGAUUAAAAAUGCUGGAAAGCGUAAAAUACCUGAUCGGCUCCGUCGGUCCCAGCGGCUAUGGCUCCAAAUCGACGGCAGAGGAAGUCACCCAAGCAUCUCCAGAUCUCAGUUCCAUCACCGCCAUUAUCACGGGCGCCACGUCAGGCAUCGGCGCAGAGACGGCUCGAGUCUUGGCAAAGCGCGGCGCGAGGUUGAUCCUCCCGGCUCGGAACCUGAAAGCCGCCGAAGAUACGAAAGCACGGAUCGGAGAAGAAUUCCCCGAGUCAGAGAUCAUCGUCAUGGCUCUCGAUCUCAGCUCACUCGCUUCCGUUAGAAGCUUCGUUUCCGAGUUCGAGUCCCUCGGUCUGCCUCUUAAUCUCCUCAUAAAUAACGCGGGAAAGUUCUCCUACGAGCAUGCGUUAUCUGAAGACGGAAUAGAAAUGACGUUCGCUACGAAUUAUUUAGGGCAUUUUCUGCUAACGAAAUUGCUACUGAAGAAAAUGGUGGAAACGGCACAAGAAGCUGGCGUCCAAGGCCGCAUAGUAAACGUGUCUUCGAGUAUUCACAGCUGGUUCUCGGGUGACGGAAUCCGUCAUCUCGAGUCAAUAAACAAGAAAAAAUGCCAUUACGACCCCACGUUAGCCUACGCACUGUCGAAGCUCGCCAACGUCUUGCAUGCCAAGGGAUUAGCUGAGAGAUUAAAGAAAAUGGAGGCGAAUGUGACUGUAAAUUGCGUCCAUCCAGGAAUAGUAAGGACGAGACUUACCAGAGAUCGAGAUGGCUUCGUUACAGAUCUAGUAUUCUUCUUGGCAUCGAAGCUCUUGAAGACAAUUCCUCAGGCUGCUGCUACGACUUGCUAUGUCGCUACACAUCCGAGAUUAUUCAAUGUUUCGGGGAAGUAUUUUGCGGACUGCAACGAAGCAUCGAGUUCAAAAUUGGGAUCGAAUGCCUCUGAAGCCGAUCGGUUAUGGUCUGCAUCGGAAGCAAUGACGGCCGAGAAAUCAAAGAUUGGUUUCGAAUCCGAAAUCCAUUAGUUCAUUUGAUGGAUGGGGAUAAAGCACUUAAGAGAGACCGAAAGUCAUUUUCUAAGGGAAGUGUAGAGAAUCUUAUAGUAUAUACACAGAAAAAUAGAGUAUGUAAGUAGUAACAAUAUAAACCCGUAACUAUAGAUAAGGUAGUCAGCGUAAAAGAAUAUAUAUGAUAGUAACAUGUAUACGAGAAAGAUGUUGAAAACCCUAAGUUGGUUUUUCUUCUUCUUCUUCUUCUUUUGUAAUAUAUUAACAUAUAUACUAAUAUUUUAGUGAUUUUGAACA